AUGGCUGCGCUGACGCAAAUUAAAGCUGCUGAGGUAUGCAGAUUGAGGAAUGAGCUGGAGAACAUCUUGUGUGUUUUGUCAGAAAACAUGUCUUUGCUAAACAACUCUAUUCUGAACGGCAGCAAUCGUAGGAAGAAGGAUUCUGAGCGAGUUGAAAUUGAGGAAGAGGAACGCCGUUUAAAACAUAUCCAGACCUAUGCCACCUGCAAGAGUAUGCUUUCUCGCAUUGAGGAACUUGUUAAACAAAGAGAAGAACUUAGGAAAAACGCGAAUACGCCCCUGAUUCUCUCUCGUGCCACACUUGAUGGCCUGAAGUCGAAGCGAGAUUUUUUGGAGAAUCGGUUGGAAACUCUUAAAUCUCGCGAAGAAUAUCUAGAAUCUCUAAAACAGCAAGUGCGCAAAGCUGCUCACUUCUCUACUGAUUUCGAAAGGCGUUUCAUGGAAAAGAAAUCACAACUAGCGUGUGCAAAGACGUACCUCAAUAGCCUUUCAUCUGAUACGUCCUCGCUAAAAUUGUCGGCGCUAGGACGUUUUGGUAGUGCUCUUGAUUCGAUGAAUCGGCUUUCCGCACUCCUUAAUGAAUUGCAGACCCAAUCAGGUGGUCAAAGCAUAAAUUUGGGAGCUUAUGCCGCCUUGGAGAUAUGUCGUUUGGCGCACAUUCCUCGUCUGGGUUCACGGGAUCCACCUUAUCUUUACAAGGAGAUCUGCAAACGCUUUAAUUCUGAUCCAUUUGUAACGCCCGUCGAGAAAGUUCUGGAAAGAAUUCACCAGAUCAUUGUGGAUGGUGACAGCAUCGAUCUGGUAAAUAAUGAGCUUGAUGCCGCACUUGGGAGCAUGAUGGAACUACGGAACGUCUUGCGUCCCUCUUUAGAAAAAAGCCGAGUCGAAGAGAAAGACGUUUGUGGCAUGAUGGCAACGGCUCUAAAAAAGGUCGCCUUCCACUGUGCCAAAGUAUCUGAAAAGCAAAAGCGCUUGGAAGAAUUGUGGAAAUAUUGGAGUGAGGGUUUUAAUAAUUCCAUCAAUGUGGAAGAAUUCAGCACAUUCAUCAAUGCUAACCCUGACCCCCUGGCGGAGAGUGAUUUACCCAAGCUGAUCGAGUCACCAAAUGGUGUAGAGGGAUCAGCUCAAGAGCAACAAGAGGAGGAUAUCUUGAAACAAUUUUGA
This is a messenger RNA of Echinococcus granulosus, 1164 nucleotides long. RefSeq lists its product as hypothetical. The transcript is spliced from 10 exons. The record is from RefSeq and is a predicted model, not a curated record. Bases 1 to 1164 code for a protein of 387 amino acids. NCBI's taxonomy places the organism in Eukaryota, Metazoa, Platyhelminthes, Cestoda, Cyclophyllidea, Taeniidae.